AUGGGAAAGCAAUUAGAGGUCGAAUUCGGCCAGAUUACUGACGACAAUAUUGAGCAGCUGAGACAGGUGAACUUAGCUUGCUUUCCUGUGCAAUACCAAGAAACCUAUUACAAAAAUGUCGUCAAAGGAAAGAAUGAGGACCUUUGCAAGUUUGCUUACUGGAAUGGAUAUAUCGUUGGUGCUGCUUGUUCUAGGGUUGAAAACGUAGAAGGAUCCGACCGUAAACGCCUCUAUAUAAUGACACUUUGUGUCCUUGCCGCCUACAGGGGAAGGGGUAUUGGCACUCAACUCAUUCAAUCGAUUUUGGAUCAUUAUGAAGCAGAAAAAGACGCUGCACUUUCAAAAGUUGACGAAAUUGCGCUGCACGUACAAAUCUCCAACGAGGAUGCAAUGAACUUUUACAAAACAAAAUUUGGAUUUGAGAAAGGGGAAUUGGUAGAGAACUACUACCGAAGAAUUGAUCCUCCUCAUUGCUAUCUGUUGUACAAAAAGUUGCGGUAA
Cylindrotheca closterium is the source of this 501-nucleotide messenger RNA. The record is from the annotation of a GenBank genome assembly. NCBI's taxonomy places the organism in Eukaryota, Bacillariophyta, Bacillariophyceae, Bacillariales, Bacillariaceae.